Messenger RNA from Cuculus canorus (common cuckoo), 4859 nucleotides. It is a transcript of the gene SYNGR1, whose product is annotated as synaptogyrin 1. Lineage: Eukaryota; Metazoa; Chordata; Aves; Cuculiformes; Cuculidae. The transcript has 4 exons. The coding region runs from base 99 to 800 and encodes 233 amino acids. The record is from RefSeq and is a predicted model, not a curated record. Gene Ontology annotation, cellular component: neuromuscular junction; synaptic vesicle membrane.
CCCGUGGGCGGGAGCGCGCGGCUCGUCGCCGCCGCCGGGCUGCCAGGCACGGCUCGGCGCGGCUCGGCUCCGCUCGGCUCGGAGCCCCCCGCGCCGACAUGGACGGGGGAGCCUUCGGAGCGGGCAAAGCCGGCGGCGCCUUCGACCUGAACGCCUUCAUCCGGCAGCCGCAAACCCUCCUGCGGCUCGUCUCGUGGGUGUUCUCCAUCGUGGUGUUCGGCUCCAUUGUCAAUGAAGGGUAUGUGAACCGUGCAGAUGAGACACAAGAGCACUGCAUUUUCAACCGUAAUCGCAAUGCCUGCAACUAUGGCAUUACCGUGGGUGUCCUCGCCUUCCUCAGCUGCCUUCUUUACCUGGCUCUGGAUGCCUACUUCCCGCAGAUCAGCAGCGUCAAGGACCGCAAGAAGGCAGUGCUCUCAGACAUCGGAGUCUCAGCCUUUUGGGCAUUCCUCUGGUUCGUUGGCUUCUGCUUUCUGACCAACCAGUGGCAGGCUUCAAAAGAAGAGGACAACCCAAUGAAUGAGGGAGCGGACGCAGCCCGAGCAGCCAUCACGUUCUCAUUCUUCUCCAUCUUCACCUGGGUGGGCCAGGCGUUCCUGGCAUAUCAGCGUUUCCGGCUGGGUGCCGAUUCAGCCCUCUUCUCCCAAGACUACAUGGACCCAAGCCAGGACUCCGGCAUGCCUUACGCUCCCUAUACGAAUGAGGAGGAUGCUUCAGAUGCGGUGGGGACGUACCAGCAGCCCCCUCCGGCAGAUGCUUUCGACACCGAGACACAGGGUUACCAAACGCAGAACUACUGAGCCACCGAUGCCCCUUUCCCUUCCCCUUUUCCUUCUGCCCCCUUUCCCACUGCCGGCAGAAAGCCGAGGCACAAACCAGACACGUGCGUAGUGGCACAAGAGGUGGCUCUCAGCUAUGCUCCAGCCUUCUGGGUCAUCUGUUUUUAUUUAUCAUUUUUAAAAAAGGAAAAAAAAAAAAGAAAAAAAGGUUUCCCCACCACCUCUUCCUUCUCCUCCCCACCAAAACUACCUGCUAGAACCAAAUUCUUCCAAAAUCUGUCACUUCAUUGUGACAGGAAGGUUCUCCCUUCCCUCCUCUCCCUCCUGUCUUGCUGUGGAGGGCAGAGUCUGGAUAGUGGGCAGGAGAGUGGCUACAACACCAGCAGGGCAGGAGAGAGGGUGUUGGGAGCAGAGGGGAAGGAGUGAGGGGGACUGGGAGCCUUCCUAGAAGAGAUGGUGUCGCUAAAGGCUGGAGUAGAUAUGGGAGCAUCUGAAUCAGGCCAGAGGGCCUGAUGUCUCAGGGAGGAAAAUGGUGUUACAGUCAGCAUGCAGUCGUGCAAGCAUGGAGAGGAGUGGGAAUGGCAUCCCCCGUGCAAAGACAGGGAAGUUUUUCUCUCCCACCCACUUGUGAGGGAGAGAUGAUUUAUUUUUAGAGGGUUUGGGGAGAAAUGGUAUUGGAAGGGGGAGCACAAAGAGCUAAAAUGAGAAGGGAAGGAGGAAGAUAAACAAGUACAAUCAAAAAUCACCGGCCUGUCUGUAGGUAACAGCAGGAGACGCGGCAGAGCAGAGGGGCAGUGCCAUGAAAUUUGCUCCUUUCCCAAACCCCUUGGAUUGAGGUGGAGGUGGUUCCGCUUGCCUGUAUGCCCAGCUCACCAGUUUCCUCAGACCUAUGUUUAGUGAGGCAGGAUGGGGAGCCAUACCCAGUCCCUGGCUCCCAGGCACAGUCCCUAUGGGAGGAAGGAUGGAGGAGGUUUGCCUCUAUGGAGUCCUGAGAGCUCCUGUCUCCUGCUGGGUUGGUUUGAAGCGGGGAGGAGAGCUUUGCCAUUUCACCCUGGGCAGGAGGAGAAGAAAGCUAGUUUCACUCCUCAGGUCUUGCUGAACCCUCCUCUGUUCUUCUGCUACGAGACUGCAAAGCCUCUUUCUGACACUAUCUUUGUAGCAUAGGAAAGGAGCAGGACUCCCCUGGAAAGAAAUACUGCUGCUGGGACGGCCAGCGUGCUUCUAGCUGCUGCACAGGAGUGCAACCAAGUGGAGAAGGCUCCUUGCCCACACAGCUGUGCUUUGCCUCCUGCUUGGAUGGAGAGGAGGUUUUGGUGUGCAGAGAACUUGUUGGGCCCAGGCUGAGCUCUCUGAAAACUAGUCUUAUUCUGCUUUACAUCGACUCUACCUUAGUGAGUCUCCUCCAGCAUCUCAGAUCCUGACUGUCUCCAGAGCCUCGCCUAGAUGGCAGUAGUGUCUCUCAGACAGAGCUCGUAUGGAAACCAUUCCACAAUGCUCCUGGCUGUGCUUCAAGUAAAGACACAGCUGUGGAAACACAUACUUUAUUCCAGGAUAAAAGUAGGGUGUAUCUGUGAAGAUGGUGCCUAGAGGGAAAUAAAGCAGCAAUAGCUACCUGGACAAUUCUCUCCAGCACAGACAUCUCUCAGAGCACAGUAGCAGAGUUCAGGAGUAGAUCCAAAAUCCAUAGGUGCUCUCCCUGAGAGUCCAGCUUGUUCUCUGUAGCACCCUUAGGAGUUGGGAGAAUGAGACCCAGGUCUGGCAUGUGGUUGUGUGAGCAUCUCAUGUGGAAAACGCUGAGUUUCCUUCCCCUCUCCAGUGCUACUCCUCACCAGUUGCACCACAACAACAGGGAAGGGGUAGAAACAACAGGGAAGGGGUAGAAACCGUAGAGCUGCAAGCCCUAAGAGGGAAGGGAGGGCAGUUCUCUGCUAUAUAUAGGCACUGUUUCUACCUGCUCCUACCAGCAGGCUUGUGCUGCCGGUGGCUGUCCCUGUGGGUUGUCCUCCCUGUGGGUUGUCCUUCCCACAGUUUGCCCCAGCUUGCUGGGCAACCACUGGUUAGGUGGUAACCACUGGUGGCAACCACUGGUGAAGAUGGGAAAGGGGGACCUGUGGAUGCACCAGGAGGAACUAGGCACACAUCCCUCACUCUGUGGCUGUGAGUGAAAGCAAUACUGUAAAUAGCAGGGGUAUUUUUUGAAGGGAAGCCCUUCAGGCUUCUUUUUCUGUGGGCUUAGCCUAAUAUUUAGGCUUGGGAGGGGGUUACUUUAUUGAGAGAGGUUUGUUAUGACCGUGGCUGGGGGUGAGCUCCCUCCAGUCCAUCUCUCCCACCAGAGGAGAGGAAAGAAUGCUGAGGUUGAGGCGGAGAAAAAUUAGUUGUACUCACUCAGGUUCAUGUGUGUCAUCCUUCAUGCUUUUGUUUUGAGUGUGUGGGGGACCAAGAGGAGAAGGAGUCUGUAAAUAGCUAGCCCUCAGCAGAAAAAUGCGUGGUGCUUUUUUGGGAGGAACUGCCCAUCACCUGUCCCCUCUUCUUGGUGAGGGUGUGAGGGACCGGGUGCAUGAGGAGAGGUACAGGCCAUAUUGGGGGGGGUGUGUGUCUCCUUGGGGCUCUGUUUUGGGGUGUAGCACAGAAACAUCUUACAUGCCCCUUCUCCAGAGUUAUGUAGAUGGCUAAACAUCAUUGGGGGCUGACUCAUGAUUAAGAUUUUCUUUACCCUCUUUGGCUUGCUCCUCUCAUGUAACCAGCUGAUAGGCUCCGGUGGGUUUGAAGUAGGAAUGAGCCUCCCCCUCAGAGCCGGCACAUCAGUGAGAGAUGAGACAGUUGGCUUCCUGCUGGGUUACUGCCCACCACUCUGUCCCUUUCCUCCUUGUUUUGCAUUAUAGGAAAGGCAGGAGACACUAUAACAGUAGAUUCUCUGGCAACUUCUUGCUUUUGCUUGUGGGAGGAGACAUACUCUCCUUGCGUUGACUUGCUUUCAGCUUUCGCAGUGUUGAUGGGGACAGACUUGAGGGUGGGACUCUCCUUGUUUGCUGGUAGCUCUUUAAAAUGCAAUUUCUAGAGGCAUUUGGCCGGUGCUGCAGCUGAUGAGAGAUACAGACCUACCCAAAGGGUUGGUUGUCUUAUCUUCUGAUAAGGUUCUGCCUCUUUCUGGUGAUCAUAGGCGAGGCCUGAGCAGCUGCCUGGAACAUGUCCCUUUUAGAUCCUAAACAUGGGUGAGAUCAGCCCCACUCUAGGGAUUAGGAGAUCAGAGGGAAGGCUGUAUAAGCAAAACGAUAAGGCGGCUUUCUUCCCCUUCUGCCAUUUGUUCGGAUUACAGAGGAUUACGCAUUCCCCGUUGGGAGCAAUGGCCCCUUGAUGUCUUAUCUUCUGAAGCCCCCAAGAUAGGGACUAUUUUGUAGAAGUAGGGGCUGUGAAGGGCAAAAGAAUGAUGAAACUUUGCCCCAGUUCUACCUGUGUCUUCAGUCUCCUAAUGUGUCCCCAUCCCAGGCUUACCCAUGUCCCCACCACACUGUUCAUCACCUCAUCGCACACCCUUCCCUUCCACGUCAUUCCUGGCAGUUCCCUCAGGGGAGGAGGCAUUUUUGCCCCUGCAACCUGGCAAGCACUUGAGAGGAUCCGGGAAGGCAGUGUUGCAGGGUGGUUCCCACAGGAGUCUUGGCUCCAGUCCCCAGAGCAGGUACAAUGCAAGGAGCCCAGCAAGGCCACCUCAUGCAGCAAGUCCAAACCAUCCAUCCAGAGAACUGACUCCCUGCUGCAUGUGUGGCAUCUGUAAUACCACCUGGGCUGCCCUGCCCCUUCCCCUGCCACAUUACUGCCUGUGUAUAGUAUAUAUAUUAUAUAUAUAUAUAUUUAAAAAGAUGUAUAAUAUAAAGCUAUACAUAUAUACUUAUAUACGAUGACUCAUGGAUGGCCUGCUGCAUACAGGAUCCCCUGAGUGGUCUUGUCUAAGCCCGAGUGUCCCUUCAUCCCCCUUCCCCCUCCACCCCUUGCCCCUGUCUGUUCCAAAAUCCAACUACAGUGAAUCCUGCCACCUUGGCACCUGUGUUUACAAUGUCCUAUAUAUUUGUGGUUAACAAAGUG